AGGAGGAGGAGCGAGCGGCGAAUGGAAAUGAUGCGUAUCUGGCGCGGGUCGCCUGCUUGCGCUUCAGAGACAAAACCCCUAUCUGUUUCGCCUGCCCCCGGAGUGACUGAGACAUGGUUAAGGCCUGUUACUCUCAGCUCAGAGGAUGGCACAAGAAGUCUCAGAGGCAGCAAGAGAAACCGUAGACUCCGAACUGAUUGUCCAGCAUCCCAAGACAAUUAAGGCGGGGCAAUCAGGACAUGCUGCUUUCAUCCCAAAGUGCAUUACAGAUAAAAAAUACCCCCUGGCAGUCACCCUUGUGGUUACAGUUCUGCUCAUUGUCAUCAUUGCAUUGGCUGUUCGAAAACCACAGCCUUGUUCACCGUGUCCUCCUCUUGCUGAUGCUGCCUGCCCACAACACUGGAUUGGGUACCAUGGAAAAUGCUACUAUAAAUCUGAAGAUGAUGGGGAUUGGAAUAGCAGUGAAACAAAAUGUUCCACAUUUGGUGCUACCUUGGCACUGAUCGAUUCGCAGUGGGAUCUGAGUUUUUUAGUGAACAUGACUCGCCCUGUUCAUCAUUGGAUUGGCCUCUCAAGGCAAACAGGCCUGGCAUGGAAAUGGCAGAAUGGCACAGAGUUUGAAGAUCAGUUUCUUGUGCGAGGAGACAACAUGUGUGCCUACCUGGACGACACUGGGGUGAGUAGUACCAGGUGCUCCCUGGAGAAGAACUUCCUCUGCAGCCAGCCAGAUGCCUGCUCCAGGAAGAGAAAAACAAACCUCGCCGGAAAGGAUAUGUGACUUACUUGGUGUGGAAGAGGACCAAAGCCACCUCUGAAGUGAUGCAAGAGACAGUGGUGGUAGAACCAACCACUCUUCGUGGCUAGUACAGUGCCUGGGCCCAUCGUUACUAUUAUUAUACCCCUUUUCAUCUGGUCUUUUUCUACAACAGAGUUGAGGGAGUAUAAUAUUUACAAAACUGAUAUGGGAAUCUGGACUUGAAUCUCCCCUCUGCAAUGAACCUACCAGGCAGCCUUUCCAAUCUGCUGUCCCACAACCUCUGUUUUUCUAUGCGUGCACACACACACACACACACACACACAAGAAACAUAUAGGAAUAAUAAUGAGACAUAAUGCACAUGAAGCCCUUUGAACCUUCUAAAUUCUGUCAGCGGGUACCUGCUGUAGAGAUAAUGCAGCAUGCACCAUGAAAUGCAAGCCAAUGAGACUCAGGUGUGUUUGCAUCCCAGUUUGAAGUAAUUAGCAUACCAGUGCCUCCACACAAGUCGAGUGCCUCUGGAAAGGGGAAAGGAAAAAGGGGUUACAGCCCUAAAACAUACCUCUGCCAUUGGGAGAGGAGACAUUUUCUGCUUCUUCCUCUUGCUCCUCUUCUAGGUCUAGUUGAAAACACACACACCUUUCACAUGCUGUCUGGCACCUCUGUGGACAUCUAUUUGUCACAGUAGGCUGGGGAUAGGGUAGGAAGAAUAGCAGAUAUCCAAGCAAGGUUGGAGUAAGCCGUGGCUGCUUCAUGUCUCGAUAUUUCACAGUAUUGAAGGGUCCAAUGCAACUCUUUUGAGUUAUUAUUGUCAGGUUUGCCAAAGAGUAGGGGGAAGUAGAAGCACGUGCCCAGAGAAUCCAUGUGUAUUUCUCUACUGGAAGAGAAACAGGUCUGAAAAGAAAUACUUAAA
This is a messenger RNA of Heteronotia binoei (common prickly gecko), 1668 nucleotides long. Its product is annotated as C-type lectin domain family 2 member D-like. The transcript is spliced from 7 exons. Bases 146 to 778 code for a protein of 210 amino acids. The record is from RefSeq and is a predicted model, not a curated record. Lineage: Eukaryota; Metazoa; Chordata; Lepidosauria; Squamata; Gekkonidae.